AUGGCGCCCAAGAAAGACCCCAAGAAGCGCCCCAGGAAGCCCCAGUUUGAGGUCGGGGAGCGAGUACUGUGUUUCCGAGGGCCCCUGCUUUACGAGGCAGAAUGUAUCAAAGUGUCUGCCAAGUACAGGAAAGUCAAGUACCUCAUUCACUACCCCAAUGAGGGAAAUGACCCUAACCCUGUAGGAUGGGAUGACGAGUGGGUUCCAGAAAGCAGAUUACUUAAAUAUUCAGAAAUCAAUCUGCAGAAACAGAAAGAACUUUUUCAAGCUAGUCAACUGCAAUCAGUGAGAGGGAAAGAGGUAGGGCCAGCUUUGGGUACGAGGCCUUUGAGGGGUCCACAGCAAAAUCUCAUCGCAGAUAGCGGUGAAGGCCCCUCAGUGUCGACACAGGCGUACAGAAGGAACCAGAAUGAGAGUGAAAGCAGCGGUGCCAGAAACAGAGUUGGGAGCAGUGGUGACCAGCAAGAGCAGUGCAGACCACGAGGUGGGGAACAGCGAAGAGCAUAUGUGAGAAAAACGGACUUUAAAAUCACUAUGCCGGCAGAACUGAAACCAUGGCUUGUGCAAGACUGGAACUUGAUCACUGUCCAAAAGAAGUUAUUUCAUCUUCCGGCCCAGAAGACGGUGGAGUCAAUUCUGCAGGAGUAUGAACUUUACGAAAGGUCUAACGCCAACUCAGAAGAUAAGAUCUACGCUGUUCCUGAAGUUGUAGCCGGUAUUAAAGCAUAUUUCAAUUUCAUGCUAGGCACUCAUCUGUUAUAUAAAUUUGAGAAACCACAGUAUGCUGCCAUCAUAGCCAGCAAACGUGGUGUCCCGGUGUCCCAGAUCUAUGGAGCACCGCAUCUGCUGCGAUUAUUUGUAAAAAUUGGAGAUAUGCUGUCCUAUACAUUCUUUGAUGCUCAUAGUACCAAUUUAUUGCUAAGGUAUUUGCAUGAUUUUGUGAACUACUUGGCAAGAAACCAAGAAGCUCUGUUUAAUUCCGAUGAUUAUGAGCUUGCUUCUCCUGAGUAUAUUCAGAAUGCUGAAGCAGAGCCUUCUCAUACUUAA
Antechinus flavipes (yellow-footed antechinus) is the source of this 1047-nucleotide messenger RNA. RefSeq names its product mortality factor 4-like protein 1. The transcript has 2 exons. Gene Ontology annotation, biological process: chromatin organization; regulation of DNA-templated transcription. Gene Ontology annotation, cellular component: nucleus; NuA4 histone acetyltransferase complex. The coding region runs from base 1 to 1047 and encodes 348 amino acids. The record is from RefSeq and is a predicted model, not a curated record. Lineage: Eukaryota; Metazoa; Chordata; Mammalia; Dasyuromorphia; Dasyuridae.